Aureobasidium subglaciale EXF-2481 is the source of this 1116-nucleotide messenger RNA. RefSeq names its product glycoside hydrolase family 28 protein. The transcript has 4 exons. The record is from RefSeq and is a predicted model, not a curated record. Gene Ontology annotation, biological process: pectin catabolic process. Gene Ontology annotation, cellular component: extracellular region. Gene Ontology annotation, molecular function: polygalacturonase activity. Lineage: Eukaryota; Fungi; Ascomycota; Dothideomycetes; Dothideales; Saccotheciaceae. The coding region runs from base 1 to 1116 and encodes 371 amino acids.
AUGCACUUCUCUUCUAUCGUCGCAGCCGCUGCCAUUGGCGGUGCUGCCAUCGUUUCUGCUGCCCCCGCAGCCUCGCCCGUCGACAAGCGCGCCACAACCUGUACCUUCUCGGGUGCCAACGGUGCUGCCUCUGCCAAAGCAUCCAAGGCUGCCUGCUCCACCAUCGUUCUCAACAACGUUGCUGUGCCUGCCGGUACCACCCUUGAUCUGACUGGUCUCAAGUCGGGUACGAACGUCAUCUUCCAAGGAACUACCACCUUUGGUUACAAGGAGUGGGAAGGCCCUCUUGUCAGUGUAUCCGGUACCUCGAUUACCGUCACCGGUGCCUCUGGUAGCGUUCUCGAUGGUGAUGGUGCCCGCUGGUGGGACGGCAAGGGCAGCAACGGUGGCAAGACCAAGCCCAAGUUCUUCUACGCUCACAGCCUGACCACCUCGCACAUCAAUGGCCUCACGAUCAAGAACAGCCCAGUCCAGACCUUCUCUAUCAACGGAGCCAAAACCUUGACCAUGGACAAGAUCACCAUUGACGGCUCUGCUGGCGAUUCUCUUGGUCACAACACCGAUGCCUUCGAUAUUGGAUCAUCCACCGGUGUGACCAUCACUGGAGCCGUUGUCCACAACCAGGAUGACUGUGUUGCUAUCAACUCUGGCAGCUCAAUCACCUUCUCUGGUGGCUCUUGCACUGGCGGCCACGGUCUCUCGGUCGGCUCUGUCGGUGGCCGCUCUGACAACGCUGUCAGCGAUGUCCAUUUCCUCAACAACAAGGUCAUCAACAGUGAUAAUGGUAUCCGCAUCAAGACCGUCUCUGGCGCCACUGGUAGCGUGUCGGGUGUCACUUACAGUGGCAACACUCUCUCCGGCAUCAAGAAGUACGGUAUCGUCAUCGAGCAGGAUUACGAGAACGGCAGCCCUACCGGCUCUCCUACCACCGGCGUCCCAAUCACUGGUCUGACCAUGACCAAGAACACUGGCUCCGUCACCAGCUCUGGCACCGACAUCUACAUUCUCUGCGGCAAGGGCUCUUGCUCCAACUGGACCUGGAGCGGUAACUCCAUCACCGGCGGCAAGCAGUCCACCAAGUGCUCCAACAUCCCCAGCGGCGGUGCUGCUUGCUAG